Messenger RNA from Oreochromis aureus, 3880 nucleotides. Its product is annotated as C-Jun-amino-terminal kinase-interacting protein 1-like. The transcript has 11 exons. Gene Ontology annotation, molecular function: protein binding. Bases 1 to 2286 code for a protein of 761 amino acids. Gene Ontology annotation, biological process: regulation of JNK cascade. Gene Ontology annotation, cellular component: cytoplasm. NCBI's taxonomy places the organism in Eukaryota, Metazoa, Chordata, Actinopteri, Cichliformes, Cichlidae. The record is from RefSeq and is a predicted model, not a curated record.
AUGGACAAAUAUCGACCAAAGAGACCAACUACCCUGGCCCUGUUCCCACAGCUGCCACAAGCCGGCACCCAGGACUCCAUCAACAACAAUUCUUUAGGCAAGGACAGCUGGAAAGACUCCCACUCUUCCUCCCCACAUAUCACAGGGGAUCUCGCUCCACCAGAUGUCCAACCAAAAGCUGAGGACAAAGUCCAGCACAGCACUCAGCGCCGGCCAGCACCCAAACCUCCAACAGCCAAUGUAUCCAACAGCAGAGCCAAUGGUCAGGCUGCUGCCACUGGCUCAGACACACGAGCUCGACCACGGGAACAAUCAAUGCCUGCAGCUAUGCAUACACAGUCUUCCCGCACACUAAGGAGCCAGAGGAGAGCAGGAAGUGGAGGAGGAAGAGGGGGAGGAAAAGGAGCAACAGCGAUGAGAGACAGGGGCCUGGGCGACCUCAGAGGAAAAGAUGGAGUGAUAGAUAGAAGAGGAGGACGACCGUGUGAAGAGUCAAAAACAAAAGACAAGAAUGGACAUCAGAGGCCAAGGGAAGAAAACGGACUGAAAGGCCGAGCAGCUGAUGGGAGAGGAAAAGGAGGUACUAAAGGAGGCAACAGAGGAAGCGCCUUAAAGUCGAAUAAAACUCUGUCUAAUAAGGAAGUCUAUCUGCCCGCUAUGGUGGUGCCACGCACACCCAUAGUACAGAGAAACCUGGAGACAACAAACCAAGACCAGAACCAUGACAGGACCCAGGACAACCCCUCUGUCCUGUCCCGGUCCAGCAGUGAGGGGGGGUCCAACAGGAUGUCCCUUAGCUCAGACACAGAAGGACCCCCAUCAGGGCCUCUGCAUCCCUCUCUGUCCUACCGAACUAACCCUGACAUCAGUGAAGAAGAGGGGGAGGGAGUUCCAACUCCAUGCCUAAACUUACAGAAUGAUUUAACGUGCUGUCCCACAGGUAACAGCAAAACGGACUGUACCACUGAAACAGGGGUAGACCCCGAGAAAGAAAAGGGUGACAAUAUCAUGGCCUCUGUGGUUAAUCACACUGUAUCAAUCAGUGAAACCUCAACAGGGUUAAAUUAUGACUCUGUCAAAUAUACUCUGGUGGUGGAUGAACAUGCUCAGCUGGAGCUGGUGAACCUCAAGGACUGCUUGAAUGGUUACAACGAGCACAAUGAGGACAGUGAUGCAGAAACGGUCUAUCAGUCAGCCAAUGAGGAUGAAGACCCACAGUAUGUGGAGGAGAAGAAGAAAAAUGAGGAAGCAAAAAAGAAAGAGAGGAGGGAAGUGGCAGAAAAAAGAAGAAAUGAGGAAGAUGUGAAGAAGAGGAGGGAGGAGGAGGUGAAGAGGAGCAGGGAAGUCAUGCCAAGAUUCUGCAAGCUGUCCAAGGUAACAUCAUCCACAACGUCAGAGGAAGAAGAGUCGAAUGGUGGAAGAGCUUGUGCUCCCAUAAGCAGAAAGUUCCUCAACCUGUUUGCCAAGAACGACAGCCAGAACAGUGCCACAGGUGCUGGCUCGUUUGGUGUGUUCUCCUGUGUUCUGGAUGGAGUGGAGAGGCAACAGAGUCACAGAGCUGUCUACAGGUCAGCACACAUGAACUUACACAGAUUAACUGUGCCGUGUGCAAAGAGUCACAUGAAUCUGAAAUCCUGUACUUUUUCUCUCUAUGGUUUUAGGUUUGUUCCUCGUCAUGCAGAUGAGCUGGACCUUGAAGCAGAUGACCCUAUCUUAAUGUUGAACCAGUCUAAGGACCUAUGGUGUCAGGGUUACAACAUGAGGACUGGGGCUAUAGGCAUUUUUCCUGCCUUUUAUGCUGUCAGGGUGCCCAAAGAAAUUGAGCAAGUUCAAAAGGAUGGUUGGAUUGAGAAGUUCCUGGUGCAAUAUCUGGGCUCCGUUCAGGUUCCCAUCUACACAGGCAAAGAUGUGCUGUGUGCUGCAAUGCAGAAGGUAGCAUACAACAGGCGGUCAGCGGGUCAGCCUCCAUCAGCCUGUGCACUGGAAGUCAGUGUGAAAGGGGUGAAGAUGAGUGUCCAGGAUCAGUGUCACUCUGCUCACAGGGGGGACCAGUGCUUCCAUUUCUUCCAGUUGAAAAAUAUUUCAUUCUGUGGCUGUCAUCCAAAAUACAGCAGGUACUUUGGCUUCAUCACCAAGCACCCUGACCAGCAGCGCUUUGCUUGUCAUGUCCUGAUGUCACAAACAACUUUACAUCCUUUAGCAGAAUCUGUCGGGAGGGCAUUCCAGCAGUAUUACAAGGAGCACGUCGGCUACUCCUGUCCCACUGAAGACAUCUUCAUUGAAUAAUGCCUCCUGUCCGUCCAUUCUAUGAAUUUAAUAUUCACUAUGUGCAUGUAAGCCUGGUCUUAUAUACCACCAACUGGAUUACCAAUAUAUCUUUGCAUGGUGGAUUAUUUCUUUUCUAAGCUGCAUCCACUAAUACAGCAAGCUUCUCCUUCUUUUGGCCAUAUCACAAUAUGAAUAACUCUAUGGAUUGAUAGGGUCACAUGGGAUUUUUCAAGCCACAGAAAGUUACCAAUAGUUAAACAGAGAUAUUGAAUACUAAUGCAUUUUAUUUGCAAAAAUGAUCUUAAUUAACUAUGCAUGGAUAUUGCAUAUAUACAGACUACCUUCAGAGCUGCUCUAGCCCACAAAGCCAAAUCUCAGCAACUACAAAUGUUGUGAGAAAAAAUCUGAAUCAUCUUUCUGAUAUUAGCAAUUACCAUACAAACAAUCUGGCACCAUAGAAACAUGUCAAUAUCUGUCAAUGAUUGUAAGCAAUCUAAUGACACAAUGUUUAAAUAACAGUGUUAGUCGUUGAAUCACAUAACAUUGUAGGAGCUCAAAUAAAACACAUGAAUAAAAUCUCAUAAGAUUUAAAGUCGUGGUCCUAAAAACUAGCUGGAAGUGCAGCUUCUGAUUUUAUUUGAUUAAGCAGCCUUUGAAGUACAUAUUUAAAUGUUCAGAGAUACAUAUAUUUAACUUUAGCUCAUACGUUCUGGGCAACAAAGCUUUAAGCAGAAUAAAAAUUAAAUUAUAUAACUUAAAUAUUUGUUAGAUUGUUUAAGAGCCUUAAAUUUAAGAGCCAGGUUGCUGUGGUUCAGGUAGGAGAGCAGGUGUCGACCAAUUUGGUUGGUAGAUCGAGCCCUGGCUCCUCCAGUCCACAUGUCAAAGUAUCCUUGGACGAGACACUCAACCCCAAGUUGCCCCUGAUGCAUCUGUGUGAAUGUGUAAUUGGGUGAAUAAGACUUGUGGUAGAAAGUCCUUUGAGUGCUCAUAUUGAGUAGAAAAGAGCUAUAUAAGUACCAGUCCAUUUAACAUUUAAUUGCUGUUUGCAUAAGUAAUCAUGUAUGACUUUUUAGGGUUAGUAUGAAGUUCAAUGAAAACAAAAAUUUUAAAUAAAUUCUUCCUGAACUUGCAAAGAGUGCGCAAAAGAAAAAAGUCACAUUGAUGAUUGAUUAUUCACAAAGAAAAGCAAACAACCACAAUUAACAGCAAAAUCACCCAAAAGAGACUUCAAAUAGACACAAAACAACUACCAAGAGAUGCAAGACGUAGGUGAGAGAACGUUUAAAUGUAUUUAGGGGCUCAUAGUCUCAGGAUGAAUCUAUCCAUUAGGAUUCAUGCUGUGGAAAGCAUGAUCAUUGACCACUCACAUGGCAGUCUGUCAACUAUUUGUAUAGUCUAUGAAACUGAUGGGUGACACUACACAGUUCAACAAAUGGAAAAACAAAAAAAUCUGGUUCUUCUAGUUAAACAAAUCUAGACAUUUUUACUGAUUUCCUCUUUUAGAGUGGGGAAAAAAAUUAUGCGAUGCCCUGCUGAAUUUGUAAAGUUUACUCGCUUAUAAAGAAAUGAACACUCUCAGAUGUUUAUGGUAGUUUCAUUUUAAUGGAGAAAG